This is a messenger RNA of Penicillium lagena, 1173 nucleotides long. RefSeq lists its product as uncharacterized. The transcript is spliced from 2 exons. Gene Ontology annotation, biological process: regulation of DNA-templated transcription. Bases 1 to 1173 code for a protein of 390 amino acids. The record is from RefSeq and is a predicted model, not a curated record. NCBI's taxonomy places the organism in Eukaryota, Fungi, Ascomycota, Eurotiomycetes, Eurotiales, Aspergillaceae. Gene Ontology annotation, molecular function: DNA-binding transcription factor activity.
AUGACAAAAAGGCCAGCAGCAAAACCCUUGGUUCUACCUGCUGUACAGGAGGAUGCGGCGGAGCGGAAGCGCGUCCUUAAUGUUCUGGCACAAAGAAGAUACCGAAGAAGAAGGAGGGAGCGCCUCCAAGCUCUUGAGUCUAAGGAGAAACGGACCGAGGUGCCAAGAAACGAAGGAACUGAAGUGCGAACUACAUCAGAGUCUAUCAGUGAUCUGCCGGCUGUGAUGAAUCAUCCAGUACAGUAUCUUGAUGCAGACAUCAUGCUUCCACCCCAAGAAGAGAAUCCCACCGCUCCCUCCUUGUCAUCGUCUGCUCCUUCUAUGGAAGUCUUGGCACCAUUCCCACCUCUGGCAAAGGUCAAUCCCCAGCAAUCGUUCGGCCUUUCUCCUACCGACGCAUGGGAUCCCUUCUUGGCAACAACAUGGCCCGAAUGGAUGUCGCCGUCUCAAACAUCUAAUGGCUAUAGUGACAAGCUUCCAUCUGUGGAAUUAAACGACCUAGAUAAUGACUGGGACCUCUCUGCGGCGCUCCAAGCAGACGAGACCUCUUUUUUCACCUUCCCAGAUGAUGAGCUGCUCGAGGUUCCGUCCCUCGUCCUGCUGAACGCAGCAAUGAAAGUUGCACAAAGGUUAAACAUCACGGACCUCCUCUGGGACUUUACAGCAGUCAGUCGUUUCUACCAAGCAGCCCGCUCUUCGUUGCCUGGUCUAUCACCGCCCUCUUUGGAAAGCAGCUCGUCGACAGCAGAAUAUUUAUCAGCAAACCUCAGCCAAGAUACAGGUCAACCAAUGGAUGUGACUGAGCUGCCAACACAUCUUCAGCCAACCCGAACCCAGCGCCUGAUCCCCCACCACCCAAUCCUGGAUCUUCUGCCCUGGCCAAGUACACGGGACAAGUUGAUCCACGUCUUCCAUCUUCCUCCUAAUCUACGUCCACGGUGCGCGCAGGAUCCAAUGGCGCUCAUGCAUCUAGUGUAUGAUAUGGAGGAUGACAGUGGGGAAGGGGUCAGAAUUCACGGAGAGGACCCUUUUGAGCCAGCUAGAUGGGAAAUCGGUCAAGUGUUGUUUGAGCGGUGGUGGUGGGCGUUUGAGAGAAGUAUCGUGGAAAGAAGCAAUCGAGCUAGGCAGAGGAGAGGCCAGAGCGAGUUGUUAUUGGAAGGUCACCAGAACUAA